Engraulis encrasicolus (European anchovy) is the source of this 2212-nucleotide messenger RNA. Its product is annotated as transmembrane protein 125. The record is from RefSeq and is a predicted model, not a curated record. NCBI's taxonomy places the organism in Eukaryota, Metazoa, Chordata, Actinopteri, Clupeiformes, Engraulidae. The coding region runs from base 3 to 692 and encodes 229 amino acids. The transcript is spliced from 3 exons.
CCAUGUCAGAGCUGGAGGACUUCCCCCCGGUGGCCCAGGAGGAGCCCCAGGUGGUGCCACCCAUGGCCGACCCGGCCCGCAUCCAGCGCGACCUGCUGGACGAGCAGGUGGAGCUGUGGUGGUUCCGUGAGCCGCGCAAGUCUCUGCUGUGCUACAGCGUGGCCGUGCUGCUGAUCCUGGGCUGCGGCCUGGGUGGCGUGGGCCUGCUCUCCACCACCACCAGCGUGUCCAGCGAGUGGCGGCUGGGCGUGGGCACGGCCCUCUGCCUGCUGGCCCUGGCCGUGCUGCUGAAGCAGCUGCUCAGUUCGGCCGUGCAGGACAUGAACUGCGUACGCAGCCGGCGCCGCAUCGAGAUGCUGAAGAGCGGAGGGCUGGCGGACCUGCUGGCGGUGGCGCUGACAGGCGUGGUGCUGCUCAUCUGUGGCGCCGUGCUGCUGGACCUGGCGCUGGCCAACCACAUGCCCAAGCCGGGCCAGGCCCUCAACGACAUGUACAUCUCCGGGGUGGUGCUGCUGGCCGGCGGAGGGCUCACCGUGCUCCUCACGGCCGUCUACGCGCUGGCCACGUUCGUCAUCGAGCAGACGGGCCCCGGCCAGAGACUGCGGGAGAGGGCGGCGGGCGUGUUCACCAUUUCGGGACAGAUGCGGGACGCCCGGAGAGAGACCACGUCUAGCUUGGCACAGCUCAUAUGACUGCUGUGUGGUGUGGUCAGGUGCCACUGACAUAUUUUGCCGGGUCCAGGACAAAAACAUCUAAAAGCCCCCCCUCAGUCCAUGCAAUGUAAUGGGUUUCCAAUUCUGGGCCCGACCCCCCUCUCCCUGGGGCCCGGUACAACUGACCCAUGUGUCAAAGGGCCUGGAUGUGCUGGUCUGAGCUGGGACUGGGGACAGGAGAACUGCUGAUGUGCGUAUAAAAAAGGGCUUUUUGAGGAUGCGCUGUCCAUCACCUAGUUGGCUUUGUGCCUCGAUAUGGUGGUCCGAGCCAGCGAAACAAAAUGAGCACAUGACCCCACUGCAACUGAGGAUAUGCAUCUGCUUCACUCAGUCGCAUUUGUGGCAAAAUGUUUUUACGAUAAACCGAUUUCCCAACAAUGAUUCGCCGUGUGAUUGCCACACACACACACUCACAAACAAACGGAUCUGUGGAGAGAAGUGGCUCCUCUCUGCAGGUAGUCAGUCCAUCAGAACAGAAAAAGGGAAGAAAAAAAAUGAUCUGGGGACGGAUAUGGACCUUGGACCUGUGCUGUAAAAAGGCAUGGCACUCUUUCAAUUCACACCGCCCCGGCCUUUUGCGAACACCCUGGGCUUGCAAUUAAUUUCGACACGUCUGUCCUUCACACUUCUAUUUCAGUGACUCGGGUAGGGGAGCGCGUGCCAAGAAGCAGAGACGUCCAUCUGGACUGGAGGUGUGUGUGUGUGUGCGUGUGUGCGUGCGUGUGUGUGUGCGUGGUCGCUGUCUUGGUGGGAAGCCGGCAGCAAGAGCAUCAGCAGCGCGAGCAGAACAUGACUAGGCAACUCCCCGAUAACAAACACUGACUUGACUUGCAUGGUUGUGAAUUCAUACCUCUUCACCUCGCUUGGAUACAAUUUGUUUUUUUGAUUUGCACAGUAUGAGAGAAAUUUUGAGAAGAAUGGAGGGGAAAAAAUCUAAUUAUCACCAAACCAAGUGAAGCUUUUAUGGUAACACUUCACAUUACGGAUCACUAUUAAGGUAGUAAAUGAAUGAAUAUGAAUAAAUAUGUCUUAUUUAGUAAUUGCAAUGUAAUAAUAAUUUAUAACACUAUAUUACAAGUAAUUAUCAUGCCGCUUUCAGAACAUUUGUUGGCUUCAUGGAUUUGACAGACAUACUGUACAUACUGGUGUGUCUGUCUGUCUGUCUGUCUGUCUGUCUACAUGAGGCUAAGUAAUUCUCAAGAAACAUGGUAAUUACUUGAAAUAUUAUGUUUUUUAAAUGGUUAUUACAUUCAAAUUUAACUACCGGUAUUAGGGAUCCGCAAUGUGAAGUGUAACCACUUUUAUGAUAGCGGCCUAUUCCGAUUGUGCCACUCAUAUGUGGUAUCAUGUUAUGGCAUUUAAUUACUGUAAGCAAGUGCUUUUUAGUAUUAAUGCUGUGUUAUGAAGGUGAUCUUUUCAACCUUUGAAGAAUCCUUGUCUGAUUUCUGCUGUUGACUCGACUGUUCACACAAACAGUCCUAAAUAAAGAAUGUACAUCA